CACAGCCAAAACAUUCGUCACGAAGAGAAGCCAAAGGUUGUCAAAGAGACGAGCAAAGCAUGUCCUCGAACAGACUGCGAUCAACAACCGGCUGCCUCACGUGUAGACAGCGGCAUGUCAAGUGUGAUGAGAUAAGACCGAUAUGCAGGCGGUGUCAGAUUGGUGCGAGGGACUGUGUGCGUCCCGAAGACAAACCCCUGGGAAAAGCAUCGCGGAAGACGACUUCACCGACGCCGAGUCACGGCUCACAUUGGGGCAAUGUAUCCGGAAGUUCUGAGAAUAUCCAGCUCCUGCCAAGCCUGAGGCUCAGUGAGGAGGCCAAUGUGACAUCUGGAUGGGGCGAUGGCCCCUCGCGAUAUCUCGCGACGCAGGAUUGUAUAGCAAGCCCCCGUGCAGUGGAGCCGCAGGUCGGCAUUCCCGUCCAUAACGCAAAUCCAGCGCUCCCAGCGCUCUCUUGUCCGCCGCAACGGACAACGGACAUUCUUCAGUCAUGUGCUAGAGGCACGCUCAACCAGAAUGUCUCUGUUCAUUGCUUUGACGGCAACGCCGCGGAAGUUCCAACAGAGCCCAGUUUUGUUUCAAGAGAUAUUGGCAUACUAGACGUACAAACACUUCAAGGAAUUCAACUGCGUGUGGACCAUUCAGACACCCGAGCUAACUCGCCAGAAAUAGCAGACGAGAGCCCCUCGUUCUGUGUGACGGAAAGGGAGGAAUUCCUGCUACAACAUUAUGCAAAACAUCUGGGGAAAUGGUUUCACAUGUCGGAUGCGGAUCGCCAUUUCUCCAUUGAGGUACCACAUCUGGCUCGAUCUUCUCCUAUUCUAUUGAAAGCGGUGUCUGCUUUUUCCGCACGGCACCUGAGUUUUAUAGGAGGGUACGAUCCUCGUGUAGCGGAAGAUUUCCACGAACAGUGUAUCCGACUUCUGAUUCCCGCACUGAGUGAUCCAGAGUGCGCGACCAAUGAUACCAUACUAGCUGCGCUCGUCUUGCUUAGGCUAUACGAGCAUAUGACGGUGUCUGAGACUGGCAAGGACAACGAGCGGCAUCUGGGUGGAAUAUCAGCUCUCGUUGCUUCAGCAAUACACAGUCCAUGGUCAUCCUCCGGAUCUGGUCUUCAGAGGGCUUCAUUUUGGGGUUACUUUCGGCAGUGUAUCUACGCCGCCUGUGUCCAUAGGCAGCCCCUAAAAUUCGACAUUUCCAGUUAUAAAAUUGAAAUGAGACUUUUUACACCAUCAGUGGGUAUUAUGGCGACUGUUGAGGAGGAGGCUGAGUGGUGUAGAUGGAUUACUUGGAUCCUAGCCGAAGUUGUUGAUUUUUGCUUUGGAACAAAGGCACAAACAAGCAUCCACGAUGCGAAGAAGGCCUGGCACAGUCUUUUGAGGAAGGUCGAAAUGUGGGAUACAAACAAACCAAAGACAUUCUUACCUGUUGGAAUCAAUGAGAGGGAUCUAGACAAAGGUCAAUGGUUUCCUGAGCGCUGGUAUGGUAGUGAAUGGCAUGCAAUGGCAAACAUGCACUACCUGACGGCGCGUAUCCUUUUAGAUGUACAUGACCCUUUGAUACGCAACGUCUCAAUUGGAGACUUCGGCUUCCUCAGAGCUCGGCAACAAUUAGAGAGCAAAGUCAUUUCGAAUGCAAGAGCAAUAUGUGGCAUAUGUCUUGCCAAUCCAGGCAACGUUGCUACUAUUUUUACUCUAUGCCAUGCGAUUUUUGCCUUUGCGUCUUUCUUCAGCGAGACUGAAGAGAGAAAACUCUUAAUACAUAUUUUAAGAAGAGCAGAAAAAGAAGAUGGUUGGCCGACAACAUGGAUUAUAAAUGCCUUAAAGAUAGAUUGGGAUUGGGAGGAUAAUUAAUGGAUAUUAUAUUUUCCAAGCUAUUGCAAGCCUGUAGGUCGGACCCCAUAUAUGUGGAUCUCUGUAGGGUGAAGUUACCUCUCUCUAUCAAGGGUACACAGCUACCCUCAAUAAUUGUGGCGUCAGGUCUUCAUUAUAUUCCAAGUCUCAAAAG
Messenger RNA from Amorphotheca resinae ATCC 22711, 2007 nucleotides. RefSeq lists its product as hypothetical. Gene Ontology annotation, cellular component: nucleus. Lineage: Eukaryota; Fungi; Ascomycota; Leotiomycetes; Helotiales; Amorphothecaceae. The transcript is spliced from 10 exons. The record is from RefSeq and is a predicted model, not a curated record. Gene Ontology annotation, molecular function: zinc ion binding; DNA-binding transcription factor activity, RNA polymerase II-specific; transcription cis-regulatory region binding. The coding region runs from base 60 to 1853 and encodes 597 amino acids. Gene Ontology annotation, biological process: positive regulation of transcription by RNA polymerase II.